UAACACAUCUGAACUUUUGAAGACAUAGCACUGGGUUCGAUUCCGAGCCGAGUCAAAUGAAUACACCCACACACUUAUGAAGACUACAAUGAUAUUACUCGUGAUUUUUCCAGGUAAAAAGUACUCAGCCUGCUUUACAUGCGCAGUACGAUUCCGCUAUUUAAUCCUGUUGGAUUUCAAUAUGAAGUUUGUGACGCGUCAAACUCAUUUUGCAUCGAUCGCUAAUGUUUCGCUAUAACUCUGACAUUGCGUCCUGCUCCGUCCAAAAUCUUAAUCCCGUGUGCAUUAUCCUUGCGUGAAAUAGUUGAGACCUCUCUGUAGAACUCUCUUGGACGAGUCUGACGCAUUUGGGAAAGAACAUUCCCCAAUAUUAUCUGGAAUAUGCGCGAUAGAGAAUCAACUUCAAACAUGUCCUGUGCUAUCGCCAUUUUGAAAGCUUGUGGGACAUGGCUAAGGGGGCGGAGCUUAAGAUCACCAUUGGAAAGGUCCAUUGCUGGCAACCAGUUCAGGGUGUACCCAGCCUCCUGCCCGAUGACAGUUGGGGUUGGUUCCAUCACUCCCGCGACCCCCGUGAGAAUAAGAAAAAUGGAUGGAUGGAUUCCACCAUACCUCUCAUUGCACUAUGUUAAACGGUUAAAAUGAAAACUGUGAAUUAACUUUACUGUUUAAAACAAACGUGGGUGGGGGAAUUGCUGAGUUAGGAGAGGGGCAAUCAGGGCCAGCAAAUGGAGAAGUUCUUUUGUUUGCUGCCAUCUUGUGAUAGGUUAAACGGUUUAAAAAAAAAAAAACCAACAAUAGAGAUCCGGCACCAGAAUUCUACUCCCAGCGAUGCCAAGCACAGUGUUGUGUGGUGGAGGCCGGCUGGUCCGUUGUCAGACCCUUGGUCGGCAAAUGUUAGUUGCUCUGAAGGGCCUAGGACUGUGUGGCCCGAUGAGAACAUGGGACCGUUCGGACCUCAGGAUCAAAGGUUCCAGUUACCAGGUAACGUUGGAUUUGGCAGCCAUCUGGACGGCGUGGAAGAAAAAAAAUCUCCAGUCAACAGGACUGUGCCUGAUGUACUAACGGCCCCGUGCAGUGCCGAGAGACAACAGUUCGUCCUAGCCCAGUUUGUCAAUGAGUUUCAGGGAAAACUGGGCCCCAUAUCCAAACGAGUUCACAAAGCUGAGCAAUACUUUAAUCAAACAUACACUGAUUGCUCCAUAAGUUCCUGUCCUGAGCUGUUAAGGAAAGAUUUGGAGCUCUUGUUCCCGACAGUGCCCAACACUUCCAUCACAGUUGUGACGGUCUCGCCGAGAAGCGGACGCUGCAAGGAGGCAGACCCGGACAGAGAGCAGCUACUAAGCCAAUUUGUGAGUGGUGCAAAGGAGAUGUGUUUCGCUCUGUGGACUGCAGGCUACUGGGCUGACUUUAUCGAUCCGACAACGGGAGAAGCUUUCUUUGCGUCCCCGCUUAGUUCGAGUACAGAACAAACAGGGGAGCAGCCACGGCAUUCUGGCUUCUGUAUCGAGACGUCGGGCUCCUGCACGGUUAUCCGACAUAUUCUGAGAGGAACGCCUCUGUUUGUGGGGACGGUUUUCACCAACGCACCGACCCAUAGCGGUGUCAUCACGAGACUGCAAGGACUCUCACAUGAAUUGGAUGACGAGGUUGAAUAGUUUUCAUGGUGCUCCAACCCAAUCCAAUGUUGGGGAAAGGCCUUGCCCUAAAUCGCGAGUGUGGUUUUUAUUUGUCUUUGUAAACUGAGCGUACCACACUGCACCCGAACACGUGGACAAGACGUACCAAUGUGCUGGCCCUGGAACCACCUUGCACUGCAUCCUCCCACCUGCACUGUGGCUGCUUGCUUGCCUGGUUUGAGGAGUCAUCAUCAGGGGAUUUUAGCAGGCAGGCUGUCACUUCUCGAGGUUAGAUUCAGCUCUAAUUGUGACCAGUUUUCAAAAUGUGAUCUCACAAAGUAUUCAUGGAUCUAGUUGCUGAACCAAUAAAGUGACCUCUCCAUGGGCUGGACUGAUAAACA
Syngnathoides biaculeatus (alligator pipefish) is the source of this 2017-nucleotide messenger RNA. RefSeq names its product metabolism of cobalamin associated Da (gene mmadhca). Gene Ontology annotation, cellular component: mitochondrion. Gene Ontology annotation, biological process: cobalamin metabolic process. Bases 726 to 1655 code for a protein of 309 amino acids. The record is from RefSeq and is a predicted model, not a curated record. Lineage: Eukaryota; Metazoa; Chordata; Actinopteri; Syngnathiformes; Syngnathidae. The transcript has 8 exons.